AAAACCCAUCCCCAGAACCAGCCUCCCUAAAAUCCUCCUUCUUCUUCUUCUUGAUCAUUAAUUCUUCGGCAUUAAAUCCAGGAGUUUGCCAAUGCAAGAAACUUCCUUUACUGCAUUCAAUGCUAACAAUUAACACACAGUGACCAGAUGAAAGAUAAACGUGGCGAGAACCAAGAACAUAGAGAGAUGGAGAUGAGUUCGUUUCAUUUGCACUGACGAAGAAGAAGAAGAAGAAGACGAUCGAACCCACUUUGAAUCCGGUACUCUUCUGUUAAAUCUUCACUAAACCCUUGUCAGAAAAUCACAAAUCUCUACAACCCAGAUGAUGAUCUAUGGAUCUCUUUGAUUUAUUUGAUAAGCUUUGAUAAAUCGGCCUUUUUUCGUCAUUUUAGGUUUUGCCCUUCUCUCUUCUGGUACAAAUUACUUUACCCUUUUCGUUCGAUAAUCAUUAUAUUCUAUCUUCUUCUCUAUUUUGAAUUUCCAUUCAUAUUCAGUAAAUCUGAUGUUGCCCAUUUCUUGAAAUUAUCUCCAAUAAUGUCUUCAUUCCCAGAAAAGAACUCCAAUCUUCCAUCAAGAUUACUUAGAUGUCUGAUAAUUGUUUCAAUGGUUCUUUUGCUCCUGUCUUUUAUAUCCCUUUUUCAACUCAGUGACAACAACACUGUAUUCUUCCAUCGAACUUCGUCUUUAAAGUUAGCUCCUUCUUCUUCAUCCAUAACUUCACCCAUUUCAAUUGAUAACCAGAAGCACAUCUUAACAGAAAACCAAAACUCCCAUUGGAAUGAGAAGAUGAUUACAGUUAAAGAUGAAAAGCAGUCUCUCCUUAAGCUUAAGGUGUAUAUGUAUGACUUGCCUCCUGAAUUCCACUUUGGGUUGAUGGGUUGGAAAGGAAAAGAAAAUCAAACGUGGCCUAAAUUGAAUGAAAUUCCAAGAUACCCAGGAGGAUUAAACUUACAACAUAGUAUUGAAUACUGGCUUACUCUUGAUCUCUUAUCAAAAAGUAACCCGGACAGGAACAGUCUCUGCAAAGCUAUUAGGGUUUUCGAUUUGAGCCAAGCCGAUGUUAUCUUUGUCCCGUUCUUCUCGUCAUUGAGUUACAAUAGGCAUUCUAAGCUUCAAGGGAAAGAGAAAGUUAGCCUGAACAAAAUAUUACAAGACAAAUUGGUUUCAUUCUUGGAGAGUAGGAUUGAAUGGAAGCAAUUUAAUGGAAAGAAGCAUAUGAUUGUAGCUCAUCAUCCGAAUAGCAUGCUGGAUGUGAGAAAGAAUCUCGGUUCUGCCAUGUUUGUUCUUGCAGAUUUCGGUAGGUACCCAGAAGAAGUAGCGAAUCUUGACAAGGAUUUGAUUGCUCCUUACAAGCAUCUGGUGAGACCAAUUGAUCCAAGAUUAUCAGCUCCAUUUGAAAAGCGGCCUAUGCUAGUAUAUUUCCAAGGAGCCAUUUAUAGGAAAGACGGUGGAGAAAUCAGACAGGAGCUGUUUUACCUUCUCAAAGAUGAGAAAGACGUUCACUUCUCAUUUGGAUCGAUCCAAUCGAAUGGAAUCAAUCGGGCAGGUCAAGGUAUGGCGAAAUCGAAAUUUUGCCUGAACAUAGCUGGCGAUACGCCAUCUUCGAAUCGUCUGUUUGACGCGAUCGCAAGCCAUUGUGUUCCUGUAAUAGUGAGCGAUCAGAUUGAACUACCCUUUGAAGAUAUCUUGGACUACUCAGAAUUUUGCAUUUUUGUUCUAGCUUCGGAUGCUGCAAAGAAAGGUUUCCUUUUGGACCGUUUAAGGAGGGUUAAACGGGCAGAGUGGACCAGGAUGUGGGAGAAAUUGAAGCGUAUUUCACAUCAUUUUGAAUAUCAGUAUCCAACAGUUCCCGGAGAUGCCGUGAAUAUGAUUUGGGAUGCGGUUUGGAGGAAGAAAUUCUCAGUAGUGUCGAAUACUCAUAGGAAAACCAGGUAUAAUAGCUCUCAUGUUCUUGCUUAUAAACAACAUUUGAACUAUUGAGUUCUCUGUAUAAGAGAAAAAGAUUUUGGAUCUUGUUGUUGUCUAGGAAUGACUUGCUUUACCAUUUUGAUAAUGGUAAAAAUUGGAACUUUUUACCUUUUCAAUGUAAAAAUGUGACUGUUUUUUAUUUAUUGUAUCAUUGAUUGAGUUCAAAUUCUCAA
Impatiens glandulifera is the source of this 2141-nucleotide messenger RNA. Its product is annotated as probable arabinosyltransferase ARAD2. The record is from RefSeq and is a predicted model, not a curated record. The coding region runs from base 535 to 1980 and encodes 481 amino acids. Gene Ontology annotation, molecular function: glycosyltransferase activity. The transcript has 2 exons. Lineage: Eukaryota; Viridiplantae; Streptophyta; Magnoliopsida; Ericales; Balsaminaceae.